Messenger RNA from Apis mellifera (honey bee), 2776 nucleotides. RefSeq lists its product as uncharacterized. The coding region runs from base 1034 to 2122 and encodes 362 amino acids. The transcript is spliced from 3 exons. Gene Ontology annotation, biological process: detection of chemical stimulus involved in sensory perception of smell; sensory perception of smell. The record is from RefSeq and is a predicted model, not a curated record. NCBI's taxonomy places the organism in Eukaryota, Metazoa, Arthropoda, Insecta, Hymenoptera, Apidae. Gene Ontology annotation, cellular component: plasma membrane. Gene Ontology annotation, molecular function: odorant binding; olfactory receptor activity.
UAUGUAGGAAUAAAAUUUUAUAUUUCUUAUAUAGUGACUACAAAAAAUAUUUACAUAAUAUUAUAUAGAAAUAGCAUUUAAGUAAUCAAGUGCACAUUAAAUUUAUUGUAUUAUUUUCAUAUGAUUAUAAGAAUUUAAUAAUAUAUAUAUUUUUUAAUUAUAUAUAAUAAUAUAUAUUUUGUAUUGUACUAUUUUCACAUGACUAUAAGACUUUUAAUUAUAAAAAUAAAAUAUAUAUCUUUUAAAAGAACGCUUUAUUAGAAAAUAAGAAUGCAAAUACUUUUUGUAGUCACUCUAUACUUUCUAUAUUAUAAAAUUUUUAUAAAAUCUGACAUGAAUGUGAAAUAAAGAAUCUUAAAGGAAAAAAAUAUUUAUACUUACUCGAUAAAAUAAUAUCUAAAUUUAUUUGUAAACACUUUUCAAUAAUUAAAAUAUAAAUUAUACAUAUGUAUACAUAUGUAUAUGUAAAUAAAUUAUUUUAUCAAAAUCUUUAAGCCAUUUAAUACAGUUAAUUGAUAUCACAUUCGUUCCUUGCUUCACGAUACAUUGUGGAAUCUUUUCCAUACUAAGUACUUAUCUAUAGUCUUUUUUAACGUAAUAAGCAUACCAUAAACAGUUAUUGUUUUACCCUAUUCAAGGAACACAUGGUAUUCUCACGGAGCAGUAAAAUAAUUACAUGCAUCGAUCAAUGUCGAUUAUAUUCUAGCUUGAUUACACGAUUUUGCGUUACAUUAUAAUUUAAUCUCGAGUUCAAUGGUGAAGGGAGGUAUAUACCUCACUUUAAACUCAUGUUAACAUCGAGUUAACAUUAUUAGUUGAUAAAACUUUACAUUUUUCGAAAUUGUGUUUUUUAUAUUUUUAAAAAAACAAAUCAAAUUCUGUAUCAUCCAAGUGCUUGUACGUGAUUAUACAGAAUUUUAUCGAAAUCACGUUUCUCGAUAUCUCAUUCUUUAUGAAAUUUUGAACUCUAUUAAAAAUAAACUUGUGAUAUUAAUGUACUAUUGCUUUAAUAUAUUGAGCAUACAUCAUCAAGAUGAAAAAUCGCUUAACACCAGAAAAAGCGAUUUUGUUCACGAAACUCAGUGUUGCUCUCACGUGUUCCUGGCCUCCUUCUCCUCUUGCAACCAAAGCUCAACAUCUUUUCUUUAAUGCAUUGUGGUGCAUUGCAUUUUUAACUUCUGUCAUGUUAUUUUUACCAUUAUUGGCCGCGAUUUACGUAUAUCGUAAGCAUCCUGUCAUUCUUGGGAAAACGGUCAGCCUUACCGCGGCUGUUGCUCAAGUGACGAUUAAGAUGAUAAUAUGUCGUUUGCAGCAGAAACGUUUUCAAGUAAGUUCAUUAAUGCUGUACUCUGAAAUGGAGAACUUUUGCAAACAGGCCACGAACGAGGAAAAAAUCAUAUUGCAACGUUACGUUGAUAGAUACAAAUAUUUUCAUAGUUUUUACAUAUUGUGGAGUUUCCUUACUACGAUAUUCGUCAUAUGUGGUCCAUUGUACACGGUUCAAACAUUCCCCACUCACGCGAUAUAUCCAUUUUCAGUGAGACGUCAUCUGUACAAAGGUUUAAUCUUCUUCCAUCAAUCAUUGGUUGGGUUUCAAGUGUCUUCAGGCAUGGCAAUUGACACCCAGAUCGCUCUUCUUUUACGAUAUGCCACGGCUAGAUUCGAGAUUUUAGGAAUUCAAUUCAAUAAUGCGAAAUCAGACGGUGAGUUCGAUGCCUGCAUAAAGAAGCAUGAUGAACUCUUGAGGAAUCAGCCACUAAUCUUGAAAGCUUUAUAUGCUAUCGUGGUGUUCAGUGCCAGCGUGGAACUCUUUAUGUACGCUUGGCCAGCGGAUAGUUUGAUGCACAUGGUAAUCAAAUUAUCACGAUAUAAUUCAUUUAAAUUGACGAUUUUCAAUUUCAUUUUUUAUCUUAAGACAAUGAAAAUGGCUACAAAAGUGUACAAUAUGGAUUGGUAUGGAAAAGACAUCAGGACUCAGAGAAAGAUACUUUUUAUAAUUUUAAGAUCUCAGAAAUACGAAAGUUUUGGGAUUAAUGGUAUUGUACCUGCACUUUCACUAUCUUAUUAUGGGAAGGUAUUAUGUUAUUCUAUUUUUUUAUUCGUGAUAAUUGUUAUUAUUUGAUUACUUGACUUUUUCGUAUUUAUCUCUUUAUUGUUUUGCAGUAUCUAUACACGUCUUUGUCAUAUUUCAAUGCAUUACGUAUUAUGGUUGAAGAUACUGUCAACUAGUCAAUUAUCUUGUCAAUUAUCUUGAAAUUCCAUGAUGGGGAAACGUUACAUUUGAAAGAUGUAUGUAUAUACGUGUAUACGAUUUUCCAUUUCAUAUUUCACAUAUUUCCUCUUAUCGUGUCUUUUUUACACCUGUCUAUCGUACAUGUAUAAUGCAAUCAAUAAUUAUUAUCGACGUUUAAAUUACCUAGAAACACUAGAAACAUAGUGGAGAAAAUCACCACUCAAUAUUUUGCUUUCAAUAUUACAUUGAAUAUUUCUUAAGAAACUUUUAUCAGCAUGUAUGAAUGUUAAUAAUUUACUAAUCUUUCAUGGCAUUUGAUUAAUAUCAGUUAUGCAACACAAAUGUAUAAUGCAAUUAGUAUCAUUCAAGAUCCCAAAGAAAAGAACAUCUGUAAAAAAAAUUAUAAAUUAUUUUCAGAGGAAAAUGGAUGCAAGAAUCGCGUAGCUCUUAGCUUGGUAUCGCUUUCCAAAGAUUAAUUUUUGAAAAAUUUUCAAUGAAAGUAUUGAAAAAUUUCCAAAGAUUAAUUUAUCGAAAAUCGAUACC